ACGUAGCUUAGGAUCAUAAUCUUUUCCAACUUCUGCUGGUCAGGUGAACAAGUUGCGACUGAAAUGCUGAUUAUUCUGUGUUUAAUUGUUGCCAUGCUGGAACCUUGUUAUUCUCUCGGGAAUUUAAAUGACACUUGUGUGGGAGACGAGACAUUUCCUUCCUUUAAGUCCUACCAGCUGGACAUUUCAGACCACAGUGACCAAAAAGCUAUGAAAGGAUGGUUCAACAUGGUGAACAAGUUCAUUAGGGCUGUCCAACCAAGUGACGAACUUCUAGAUGCCUUUAUUGAAUAUGCCACUAGAGAGGAAUUCCAAAUACCCGAAUCAGUUUACGAGAUACUAUCAUUGGAGAAAACCAUCGUAGCUUGCAUCGUUAUAGGCCUAAUUUACGUCAUCGUAAUGUGGCUGAUUGGAAUUUUCUUUUUUUGCUGUCGGUUGUGCAACAACUGUGGAGGAAAGCGAGUACAGAGUGUCUCCGAAAGUACUGGACUCUGGCGACAACUUUUGACCAUUAUGUUAGGUCUAGUAAUUGUGUUAAUGUUGAUCGCCAUUAUAUGUAUGUUUGCAACUAACAACCGUCUGAAAGGCUCUCUGAAUGAAACCGAAGAUAAUAUUAUUGCUGGACUUAACGAUGUAGAUAAUUUUAUGAACACUACUUACGAGCAAAUCCGAUAUUUAACCGUGGACUGUCUGGAUGUAACUUUCAGUGAGAUUUUAAAUGAUAUGGACGACAUCAAAACGCAAGUUGGAGACCCAGUAGUAAAGAGCCUAAUGCGCAUUAUUUCGAUAGAGGAGCUAAUUAAGAAGUCGGAGGAUAUUGAUUCAGGAAUUCAGAAUAUCACAGAAAAACUGGAAGAAGUCGUUAACGAAAUAGACGAUAUUCGUUUAAAUUACAGCAAGCUUGAAAAAGAGGUACAAAAUAUUCAAAAAAAUCUUGAAGACAUAAAAGAAGGCUGUAAAGAAAACUGCGACUCUAUUGACUUGGAAAAUUUAGUUAUUAAUCCAAACAGCAGUCUUCAGAAGUUUGAUCUGAAUGGGAAGUUGAACGAAUAUGAAGAAUUACGUGACUUUAAGGUUGCGAACAAAACUAUACUGCUUAAAGAAGAAAUCUUGGAUUUUCCAACAAAUAUACAAAAUAAAACGUUUCCAAUUACAGAAGACGUGAAGAAUCAGAUCAUGUCAUUUAACGCUAAAAUACGUGACGGAAAAUACAGGAAAGAACUAGACAGCAUCUGGUCUGAGGUGUUGAAACAAACAAAUGUUGGAAGAAGAACCGUUCAAGAAACAAUGGACCUAAUAGAACCCUACGAAGGUUACAGGUGGUGGGGAGGUUUCACAGUAUGUGUGAUUGUAGCGUUAUUAGAGGGCGCUCUGAUCGUGGGACUUUGUUUGGGGAUUUUUGGCUACAAGAAAGACAGACACCCGACUCAUAGAACUGUGAUAUCACACUCUGGAGGACUUCUUCUAAUAAUUUCCGUGUAUUUAAUGUUCCUCUUCUCUGGAUUCCUCAUGCUGCUGGUGAUGCCACUGUUUCUGGUAGGAAGCCACGGACAAAUUUACGUUUGUUUACCUCUUUAUCAGGAAGACCUUGUGUUUCUAGACAAAAUUAUGGAUGUGAUUCGGAAUGAAACGAGCGAGACAAAUAAACUGAUAGAGAAUCUUCAGCCAAGUCAGGUGCUUCUCCAUUGCAAAGACAACAAAACAGCGUUCAAAGCUUUGAAUCUAGACGAAGUUUUAGAUAUCAGCGAUGUUGUAAAUUAUGAGAAACACAUAGGGUUGGAAAAUAUAGAAGAAAGGCUCAAAGAAAUCAUACAAGAACUCGAAAUUUCAUACGACUUUUCAGAUAUCCCAGGUUCCACGCUGAAUAUAGUAGACCUACCGAUGCUGAAAGAAACGUUAAGCCAAAAUGUUCUUACAAUUGACGACGCAACAUUGAAUGAGUGGAGAGCCAUACAAACACAGGAUAACAAGUUAGAGGAGGUCAUUAAAGAGAUUGAGCGACUCAAUAGAAGGGACGAACUGCUAAAACAUGUUGAAAUAUUUGAAAACGAAAGUGUUCAUCUUCAGGAAACCAUUAAUGAAAUGAACGAACUUAUGAAGAAACAGAAAGUAAACUUGAAUAACAGUUUGAUUAAUUCAGUAGAAAAGGAAACGAGGAGAUUCAUACGUAAACUUUUGGAUAAAGGAAGCCAGUACGUGAACUCAACACUGACUGCGGUUAAUUUUUCGGUCGGAAAAUGUGGAGUUAUAUGGAAUAUUUUUGACGCUGUUCGAAUAGUUUUGUGUAAACACUACCUAGAGCCCGUGAAUGGAUUCUGGUUCGGACUUGGCUGGUGUCUUGCAUUUUUCAUCCCUGCUAUAAUUAUCUCAACGAAGCUAUCAAAACAUUUUCUUCGAAUGUCGAAAAUCGCUAAAUAUGAAGGAGGAACCGAAAGAGAGAAUGAACCUUAUGCUGUGGAACUAGUUGAAGACGAAAAAACUGGCAAAAAGUGGUUGUAACAAAUCCAUAAC
This is a messenger RNA of Limulus polyphemus (Atlantic horseshoe crab), 2511 nucleotides long. Its product is annotated as prominin-1-like. The record is from RefSeq and is a predicted model, not a curated record. NCBI's taxonomy places the organism in Eukaryota, Metazoa, Arthropoda, Merostomata, Xiphosura, Limulidae. Gene Ontology annotation, cellular component: membrane. The transcript is spliced from 25 exons. The coding region runs from base 64 to 2499 and encodes 811 amino acids.